Morus notabilis is the source of this 1622-nucleotide messenger RNA. Its product is annotated as calcium-dependent protein kinase 24. Gene Ontology annotation, biological process: protein autophosphorylation; peptidyl-serine phosphorylation; intracellular signal transduction. Gene Ontology annotation, molecular function: ATP binding; calcium ion binding; calcium-dependent protein serine/threonine kinase activity. The transcript has 8 exons. The coding region runs from base 1 to 1617 and encodes 538 amino acids. NCBI's taxonomy places the organism in Eukaryota, Viridiplantae, Streptophyta, Magnoliopsida, Rosales, Moraceae. Gene Ontology annotation, cellular component: cytoplasm; nucleus. The record is from RefSeq and is a predicted model, not a curated record.
AUGGGAAGCUGCGUGUCGGUGGCCGACAAAACCGGGCUCCAUAAGCGGCGGGGCGCGGUGGAUGGCCCCGAGUUCGACCUCGGAAAGCUGAUGCGCCACUCGGGGAACAUCCUCCGCUCGAUCUCCAUCAUCGAGGACCCCACCGGCGACAACGUCUACGCAAAGUACCUGUUCGGGAAGGAACUAGGCAGAGGAGAGUUCGGGAUCACGUACCGGUGCGUCGCCGUCGACACCGGCGAGGCCUUUGCGUGCAAGACGAUAUCGAAGAGCAAGCUGAGGACGGAGGUGGACGUCGAGGAUGUGCGGAGGGAGGUGCGGAUUAUGCGGCACCUGCCGGAGCACCCGCACAUUGUGGCAUUCAAGGAGGUUUAUGAGGACAAGGAGGCGGUUUAUCUCGUAAUGGAGCUUUGCGAAGGCGGCGAGCUCUUCGAUCGGAUCGUCAGCCGAGGGCAUUACACCGAACGCGACGCCGCAAGGAUUACCAAGACCAUGCUUGAAGUUUGCAAGGUUUGCCAUAAACAUGGAGUGAUACAUAGGGACCUGAAACCAGAGAAUUUCCUGUUCAAAGAUGGCUGUGAAAAUUCCCAACUCAAGGCAAUUGAUUUUGGCCUCUCCAUAUUCUUCAAAUCCGGUGAUAGAUUUAGUGAAAUUGUUGGUAGUCCAUAUUACAUGGCUCCGGAGGUACUAAGACGAAAUUAUGGGCCGGAAGUCGAUGUUUGGAGUGCCGGGGUUAUCCUCUACAUCCUCCUAUGUGGAGUUCCUCCUUUCUGGGCCGAAACGGAGGAAGGCAUUGCGCAUGCAAUUGUCCGCGGUAGCAUUGAUUUCGAGAGGGAUCCUUGGCCAAAAGUUUCUGAGAAAGCAAAAGAUCUGGUGAAGAGUAUGCUUGAUCCUAAUCCUUACAGCAGGUUGACUGUUGAAGAAGUCCUUGAACAUCCUUGGAUACACAACACGGAUCAUGUCCCCGACGUUUCUCUCUGCGGAAAUGUCAGAACAAGGAUCAAGCAGUUCUCAUUGAUGAACAGAUUUAAGAAGAGAGUUCUUAGAGUGGUGGCAGAUAACUUGUCAGAAGAGCAAAUAGAUGGGAUCAAACGGAUUUUCGACACGAUGGACACUGACAAAAACGGGAACUUGACGUUUGAAGAACUCAGAGAUGGAUUUCAUUUGAUUGGUCACAGUGUUACUGAUCCUGAUGUGCAGAUGUUAAUAGAUGCAGCGGAUGCAGAUGGAAACGGCACGUUGAGUUGUGAAGAGUUUGUUACAGCUUCAGUUCACUUGAAAAGGAUAGGCAGAGAUGAACAUCUCUCUCAGGCCUUCACUUAUUUUGACAAGAACCAAAGUGGGUAUAUCGAGUUCGAAGAGUUGAGACAAGCCUUGCUUGACGACAACCUCGAUCCGAACAAUGAUCAGGUGAUUCGUGACAUCCUCUUUGACGUCGACUUGGAUAAGGAUGGUAAAAUAAGUUAUGAAGAGUUCAAAGUGAUGAUGAAAACUGGCACGGACUGGAAAAUGAGCUCUCGACAAUACUCUAGAGCAUUGCUAAAUGCGCUUAGCUCCAAAAUGUUCAAAGUCAAAGACAAAUCAUUGCAGCCAAAGAGUUUAAAGUCUUCUCCCUUGUGAACCCU